Helobdella robusta is the source of this 693-nucleotide messenger RNA. RefSeq lists its product as hypothetical. NCBI's taxonomy places the organism in Eukaryota, Metazoa, Annelida, Clitellata, Rhynchobdellida, Glossiphoniidae. Gene Ontology annotation, molecular function: ATP binding; transmembrane receptor protein tyrosine kinase activity. The annotation marks the transcript as partial. Gene Ontology annotation, biological process: multicellular organism development; protein phosphorylation; cell surface receptor protein tyrosine kinase signaling pathway. Gene Ontology annotation, cellular component: signaling receptor complex. The record is from RefSeq and is a predicted model, not a curated record. The transcript has 6 exons.
GAGUACAACAAAUUCAUCGAGGAAGCCAUGACCAUGCACGAGUUCAAUCAUCCCAAUGUCCUCAGCCUGAUCGGGAUCGUCAUCAAACGUAGUGCGAACUCUGGCAACCUGAGAUGGAACGGCUGCAUGCCUCUUGUCAUCCUGCCCUUCAUGAAGCAUGGAGACCUCCUCACCUUCAUCAGGACUGAAAAUAAUACACCAACGGUGAGACACCUCAUGGAUUUUGGCAUUCAGAUUGCCGGUGGCAUGUCCUAUCUCUCCAACUUGAAGUUCGUGCAUCGAGAUUUGGCGGCAAGAAACUGCAUGUUAGCAGACGACUUGUCAGUGAAGGUGGCGGACUUUGGUUUAUCACGUGACGUAUAUGAGCGCGAGUAUUAUAGCAGUGGGGAUAGGAAGGCCAAGCUGCCGAUCAAGUGGAUGGCCAUUGAAAGUCUGGAGAAGGGCAUCUAUAGCACCAAGUCCGAUGUGUGGUCAUUUGGUGUGGUGUUGUGGGAGUUGUUAACCAGAGGAGCCAGUCCUUACCUAGAGGUGGACAGUUGGGAUUUUAUCAAAUUUCUCAAAUCUGGAAGAAGAUUAAUGCAGCCUGUCUACUGUCCUCUUGCUCUCUAUCGAAUGAUGAGGAGGUGCUGGCACACGGACCCGUCGAGCAGACCCACAUUUGACGAGUUGAUAACCUCCAUUCAGAACAUCAUC